Molecule: messenger RNA, 846 nt
Organism: Protopolystoma xenopodis
Lineage: Eukaryota; Metazoa; Platyhelminthes; Monogenea; Polystomatidea; Polystomatidae
Source: the annotation of a GenBank genome assembly
UUGGAGCUCAUUUUUUAUUUCUUAACUUCCUUUUACCAUCGGAUUUUUUAUAGAUUCGGCUGUGUCAAUGGCACUUUACGCAUUGAUGCUGGCCGGCGAUGUCCCACAGGUGAUGGCCGCUUCUUCUUUCGCUGCAGCCCUACAAAAGGUCAACCGGUUGAUGCACUAGCAUCACAGAUCAGGCAACUUGCGCUUGAGGCUAAACAAAGGGUUAAACUACAGCCUUCUAACCUCACUUCCAUCUCCUCCGGUAUCUCAACGGAAAACUCUUUCUCAACCACCACCACUUUUACCAAGGCACCAUCAUUCCGCCUUUCAGAUACUCAUUCUGUUCCCAUCGCAACUAACACGUCCGGCAGUGUCGUUACAACACCCUCGCAACCUUCCAGCCAAACAGAUCGCUGCAAUAGUCUGGAUAGCCUCAGUCUGUCUGCCAGCCACACAUCACUCCUACCUUCAAGAAUUCAACAUAAUCCACAUUGGGGAGAAGAUGAGAUUCAUGUUAGCAGACCUCCAUCAAUAAUACAAGCACAUUGCACAGAUUCACAUAAAACCUAUUUAUUGAAUGGCUACAGUGGUGAACUGGUUAUGAGCCGACUGAAAGAUGAUAGCAUGAAAGAAUUGGACUACUUAAGGGCCAGGAGUCAGCUAGUCUCUGCCGAUGCAAGCGGAUCAGAGAAUAAAAAGGAGUCAUUUGAUAAACUAGAUGAAGUCAGAAAGGGAGAAGAUGACAAGAAUGGCUCGCGCUGCUCUACUCCAACUCCAGGGUUCAUUGGAAUCAAAGUGUCCAGAGACCCCGACAUCUUGCAAUCAGAAGAUUCCGCUGUUCCGACCACAGAUGUUGCG